Lodderomyces beijingensis is the source of this 609-nucleotide messenger RNA. The record is from the annotation of a GenBank genome assembly. NCBI's taxonomy places the organism in Eukaryota, Fungi, Ascomycota, Pichiomycetes, Serinales, Debaryomycetaceae.
AUGGCUUUCAAAGUUGCAAUCAUCAUCUACACAUUAUACCACCACAUUGCUCAAUUGGCAGAAGUUGAAAAACAGGGCAUUGAAGCCGCUGGUGGCGAGGCUGUCAUCUACCAAGUGCCAGAGACCUUGUCCGAUGACGUCUUGACCAAGAUGCACGCACCCGCAAAGCCAAACUACCCUAUUGCCACCCCGGAAACUUUAACUGAAUACGAUGCCUUCUUAUUUGGUAUUCCAACAAGAUUCGGCAACUACCCAGCUCAAUUCAAGUCCUUCUGGGACGCCACUGGUGGAUUGUGGGCUAAGGGGGCCUUAGCGGGAAAGAUUGCCGGUAUCUUUGUUUCCACUGGUACUCAAGGCGGUGGUCAAGAAACCACCGUGUUGAACGCCUUGUCGGUUUUGAUUCACCAUGGUGUGAUUUUCGUGCCUUUGGGAUAUGCCCAUGCAUUUGCCUUGCAGGCUAACUUGGAUGAGGUCCACGGUGGUUCACCUUAUGGUGCUGGUACUUUUGCUGGCGGCGAUGGCUCGAGACAACCUAGCAAGUUGGAAAAGGAAAUUGCCCUUGCUCAAGGUAAAUCAUUCUAUGGAAUUGCUCAAAAAUACUUGUCAUAA